Solanum pennellii is the source of this 531-nucleotide messenger RNA. RefSeq lists its product as uncharacterized. NCBI's taxonomy places the organism in Eukaryota, Viridiplantae, Streptophyta, Magnoliopsida, Solanales, Solanaceae. Bases 4 to 369 code for a protein of 121 amino acids. The record is from RefSeq and is a predicted model, not a curated record. The transcript has 2 exons.
AAAAUGGUAAUUAUGAAGAUGCUCAUGAUGUUAGUGGUGGUUGCAAUUUUAUUUUUCAGCCACCAUCAAGUGAUCGUGGCGAAAGAAGUCGUCCUGGUCGAUGAGAGAAAUGAGUCAUUAAGCUCAUCCCCAGCCCCCGCAACGACUUGCUCGGCUAAUAAUCAACAACAAGUGAAGACAUGCAUGUACGAGACAACUUCAAUCGAGGCGUGUUGCCCUGUAUUCAAAAAGAUACUUGGAACUAGUUGUCCUUGUUAUAAAUAUGCUGAGGAUUUGGACAAUCAAAUCUUGAUUACUCUUGAAGCUUAUUGUGAUGUUACUACCCCAUGCAAGGGUGUGCAAGUGAUUAAGCUAUCCAAGGAUGAGUAAAUAUGAAGUGUUUGAUGGUUAAUUAUUUCAGAUCUUGUUUUAGAUUAUUUUAAUCUCUUUAUGUUGAAAAGUCUCUAGCUAAUUAAUAAUUAAUAACUAUGUAAUUGCACAUUAGCAAUUUUAUUAGUACUAAUAAAGGUGUUUUUCUAUUGUUAUCCAUUA